Molecule: messenger RNA, 429 nt
Organism: Panicum hallii
Lineage: Eukaryota; Viridiplantae; Streptophyta; Magnoliopsida; Poales; Poaceae
Product: EPIDERMAL PATTERNING FACTOR-like protein 2
Exons: 2
Coding region: 1-429 (142 amino acids)
Biological process (GO): stomatal complex development; guard cell differentiation
Source: RefSeq, a predicted model, not a curated record
AUGGGCCGCCGCCGUCUCUUCCUCCUCCUCUCGCUGGCGCUCAUCAUCAGCGCCGCGCAUGACACUACAGGCCACGCCCAAGCUGCGGCUGCCGUCACCCAGGUGCAGGGAGGCACGGGUGGCGUGGGGAGGAGCAACAGCAUGAUGAGGAGGACCACGGUGGGGUCGCGGCCGCCGAGCUGCGCGGGGAGGUGCUGGUGGUGCGGGGGCCGCCGCUGCGUGGCUGUGCAGGUGCCCAUCACGCCGCAGGACAAGAAGAUCCAUGUCCAUGGUGGGAGGCCAAGAAAAGGAGGAGGAGGGGCGUCGUCGACGUCUCAGCAGCGGCAGCGGCAGGUCUCGUCCGUCUCCUCCUACGACGACCACUCCAACUACAAGCCGCUGAGCUGGAGAUGCAAGUGCGGCGGCGCCGGCGUCGGCCUCAACCCCUGA